This is a messenger RNA of Olea europaea var. sylvestris, 969 nucleotides long. RefSeq names its product GATA transcription factor 16-like. Bases 332 to 811 code for a protein of 159 amino acids. Lineage: Eukaryota; Viridiplantae; Streptophyta; Magnoliopsida; Lamiales; Oleaceae. The transcript has 3 exons. Gene Ontology annotation, biological process: regulation of DNA-templated transcription. Gene Ontology annotation, molecular function: zinc ion binding; sequence-specific DNA binding. The record is from RefSeq and is a predicted model, not a curated record.
CCCAGAAUAUUUUCCACCCGCCCCCUUUUUUUCUCAGUCGGUCAUCUCUAUCCACAUGUCGGUUUCAAUUCAAUCCUAGCCGAAUUCCUCUUCGCUCACUAAACCUCAUCCGCCUUUCUCGUAAUCUCUAAACCCUUUUGCUCUCUUUAUACAUAAUUAUGUAUUUAUAGGAGCUGGUAUUUACUUAGUGAAGAGUGAUCAUUGUAUCUCUUAAGUGAUUUUUUGGUUUAUCUUGGUUUUUUGUUACUUUGAUCUGAGCAAUUGGUUUCUAGCUGUUUGAUCCGUAAAUUUAAUCUGGGAUUGGUAAAAUUCCUUCAGUAUUUGCUCACAAAUGGUGGAUCUGAGUGAUAAAGGAUUGGAUUCUGAAGACAUGAAAACCCAAAAUAAAACUCGAGAUAAGGCUUUAUCUGAUGGUUCAACCCAUGUUAAAACUUGUGUUGAUUGUGGCACCUCAAAAACCCCCCUAUGGAGAGGUGGUCCUGCUGGCCCCAAGUCUCUUUGCAAUGCAUGUGGGAUCAGGAGCAGAAAAAAGAGAAGGGCCCUAUUGGGAGUGAACAAAGAAAAUGAGAAAUCAAAGAAAUAUGCAAGCACCAAGAAUAGCGCGCACAGCAAUGACAGUAGUACCAGCAGCAGUGGGGACAGUACCAGCUAUAAGAUUGGAGAUUCAUUGAAGAGGAAAUUGUGGUCAUUUGGUAGAGAUGUGGCACUGCAAAAACCAAGAUCAAAUACUCCUCAGAGGAGAAAGUUGGGUGAGGAAGAACAAGCGGCAUUUCUUUUGAUGGCUUUAUCGUGUGGCUCUGUUUAUGCUUAGAGUUGUACUAGCAGCAGUUACAGUAGUACCCUUUUUUCAAGUAGUUGUACCGUGAGCUCUAAAAGGGAAAAAAGACAAAUUGAGUUGAAAAGGGUUUUUCAAAUGUACCUAUUAUGGUAUUUAAAUGAAAUUAAAUUGGAGGAAUUUCAUUAUCUUGA